UGUAUAGGAUUCACGGAUCUCUGCGAGAAUUUCACUAAGGCUGACCACGGCAGCCCCUCCCGGCUCACCCAAGUCCUGAACUCGUACAUCGGAGCCAUGGUGCAGGAGAUACUCUCACACGGCGGCGACAUACUGAACUUCUCUGGAGACGCUAUUCUCUCUAUGUGGAAGAGAUUACCUGGCUUGUCCCUGCAGAGCGUCGUGCACUUGGCUAUAGACUGUGGAUUAAAUAUUCAGAAGAAUCAUGGGACGUUGCAUUCUGUUGUUGGCGUUGUACUCAGAGUGAAGGUAGCGAUAUCUUGCGGGGUGUCACGUUUCGCGCUCAUCGGCGACGCCGCGCAUUCCCACUACGUGGUCCUGGGACAGCCGGUGUGGGAUAUCAAGGCCGCGGAGAAGCGCGCCGUCGCCGGUGACGUCAUCGCAUCGCCCAGUGCGUGGCGGCAUGCGAACGAGGCGGAGUAUAUUUCGGAGUCAAUUGGAGAUGGAACUCAUACGAGGGUAAAGUGUUUUUGGUGCUACAAACCGCUGGUCCAUGGAAGAGAUUCAGCCCCUCUUUUAUUAACGAUGGCUUUUUCAGUUCGGCCAGUUAUAGUAUCAGCGUUACGUAGCCUAUGGUGGCCUACGCUUCGCAAGUUCAUGGUGCAACCCGUGAUUUGGGCCGUAGAGAAUGACGAACCGAUGGAAUUCUUGACCGAGAUACGCCGAGUGGUCGUCAUCUUCUUGAACAUUGUGACCAAAACUGUGACUGAUGAAACGCUUGUCGAAAUUGUGGAUACUGCGUAUAAAUGCGUUUAUAGCACAUCGUCAGUAGCAGGCGGCCUCUUAAACAAAGUAUCCUUGUUCGACAAAGACCUGAUGUUUCUACUCGUUUUCGGCCUCCGAGGGAUGUCCCACGGUGACGAGGCCCAAAAGAGCCUGCUCUGCGCUCAAGCCUUGAAGGAGAGGCUGACCGACCCUAACAUUAUAUCAGUCUCAAUCGGGAUAUCGUCUGGAACAACAUACUGCGGUGUGGUUGGUCAUGUUCUCCGGCGGGAAUACACGGUUAUAGGAACAGCAGCAAAUAAGGCAGCACGAUUAAUGACAGCGUAUCCCAACAAAUUAGUUUGUGACAAGGAAACAUUUUUAAGAAGCAAAAUGGAUCAAGACUUUUUUAGGUUGAUGGAAUUCAUCCCAAUGAAAGGCAUCCAGAGGCCUGGACCAGUUUACGAAUUCAACAAAUAUGGAUGGCCUGAAAAGCCGAGCGGCAGACGCCAGCCUAUCCUAGACAGGGAGAAGGAGUUGCGAGCCUACAUACUGGCUUUACAGAAGGCAAUGGAACAUCAUGAGCCGUUUGUAAGAACAGGGGAUCUUAUAUACGGAGUAGUGUUCAUUGAUCUUCGACUGAAGCACGGCAUACCGAGUGCGCCGUCUACUAUCGAGCGCGUUGCCCUGUAUAAUGUUAAUGAACACUCCAGUUUGGACCUCGACGCAUUGACUCCAGUUGAGCUUUAUGCGAUAAAUAUAAUAUUCGGUUGUCGCCUGGAGUUGCCCGACAACUUUGAAUUUCCGGAUGAUAUUCUCGAAGAAAGUUGCACGAAAAAUCUAGUUCGUAAUAUUUUUGAAAAUAAUAUUCCUGCAAUGUGUAUAGUGGCGAUAGAAGAGGGAAUGAAUAUUGACGACGAGUCUUGGAAGUUAAUCUUGGUUCUAUUGGAUACCAAAACAAUAUUCGUCAUCAUGGCUCUUACUGAUCAAUCAAGCAUGUCUGAAGUGGCCCUCCAAUGUUUAUCGAGCAACAAGCUGCUUCAAAUGCCGAUUUCCGGACUGAGCCAUUGGUACCACUUGGUUAUUGCCUGCCAGUUCCUUGACGUGCAAGCUGUUCCGAUAGAUUUUGAGAAGUUGAUACAAAGCGCAUGUAACGGUGUGCCUGGCUGGAUCCAGGACUUCAUCAUAUCUCUCGUCCAGCAAGGAGACUUGACUGUAGAAACUACGACCAGGGCUAAGGCGUUGGAGCAAAGAGCAGUGAUGCCUACGCCAUCUUUACUGUAUACGACGGUAGCUUUGGGAACAACUACCGACAACCAAGUUUCGUUAGACUCGUAUUUUAAGGAAGUUUUGGAUAAAUUAGAUCAUGAAUCUCAUGAUACCGAUAAAUUUAAAAGUAGCGAAGUACUUGGUUUAAACCCAACGGAGGACAUUCAAAUAGCAGUUCUUGCGGACACAUUCGACGUUUUGAAUAUUCGGAUGUCCGUUAACGCGGAUGUAAUGAUCAUGACGACUUAUGACUCGCUCACUCCGUUCGAAAAGAUGCUGUUAAAAUGUUGUUCCGUUUUGGGUGUUGUUUUUCCUCGACUAAUGAUGGAAUAUCUGGUAGAGUGUGAUUCAAGAAGAAAAAUUGCAAAAGCUGUAGCGAAGUUAUUCUCAGUUGGUGUUCUGGAGUGUGAAGGGGGUGAUUUUACCGAAGAGACAUCCAAGGUGUUGGUGCAUCGGUCACCGGAGAUUCAAAAUGCUCAGCCACCAUAUUGCUCCUGUCGCGGCACUGAAGAAUUGCUCAACUGCGCUGACCUACCGAAGUAUGCAUUUUGUGGUUACAUGAGGUUUAAAUCUACUUUGUUCCAAACCACCACAUAUGAAUUACUCACGGAGACUCAAAAGUAUGAUCUGCACGCUCGAGCUCUGCUAUAUUUGAAGCAGUACACUCGACGGUGUUGGUACUGCGGAGAAGGCUGUUUCCUCAAGCUGCUUGGCAGGCGCACUAAUGAUGGUCUCGUCAAACGGUCGACAGACUUGAAAAAUACGCAAGAAAUGAUUCAAAGUCUGGCAGAGGAAGCGCAUCAUGUCACAGGAGAAUUAACUCGGUCCCGGAAGUCGAUGGAACACUUGUUCCAGUCAUCGGUAAUGCUACGGAUUUUCUCGGAAGAAUUACUCCGUUUCCCAGGCCAAGGAAGUGAAAUAGGAGUUGUACGGUCGUUCUCCUCGCUCGACGUGGCCAAUUGUGAAUGUCUUUCAAUAGCUUUGGCAGCUUAUGUUCAGAUUAUUGAUCAUUGUCGUGGAGCAGGCGAGCACGGAAAAUUAUUUGAAGCUUACUUAGAAUAUGCGGAUUUGUGUGUGGAUUCAAACACACCGCAAGCACUCUGCUUGCUGAAUGAAGCGGAAACCGUUAUUAUGAGUGACGAAUACUGGUCCAAGUGUCGAUUAUAUUGCAAGAUUAGCUGGUUCAAAGACUUCUGCUUGGGACGUAUUGUGUCGCUCCGAGGCGGUUGCAUGCUUGCGUCUGGAGAACUGAUCGAAGCUAGGAAACAGCUACAUCGCGCGUUGGAGCUGUUUCGUGACCCGUUCCCUACAACUAAAUAUCAGCAGAGGAUCCGUAAUUUGCACAUUACCGUGCGCCAAUGGAUGGCUUUGAAAGUUGCGCCGAAAGCCUUUAUCGGGACAGAGGACGGAUUGAUUGGCUUUUUUUACGAAGAAGUUGCAAUCACAUUAAACCGGCUCUAUACAUUAUUUAUAGGGAGCAAAGAAUAUUCAAAUGCUGAAUUAACGGCGAAGUGGUCGUUUGACUACGCCCUACGGAGCAACUCGAACUUCAAACUUCUCUGCGAAUGUUACGGAAACAUGAUUACAACUCAUUUCAAAAAUCAGGAAUUCUCUAAAUGUGUCAAGAUAGUAAACAUGGCCAUACAGCUUUGUAGGCGGAAGCGUGGCCGGUUGGACGAUGCAGAAGCCCGCGCGGUCUGCGUUCUCUAUACCACCGUGUUUUUGUUUUAUGUGGAAUACGGCAAGAAGAACGAAAGCCUAGAGUUCGGUUUGCCGGUGAUGCACAUGGUGUCCAUGCUCCGAGAGUCGAGCAUGCGCGUGCGUCUCGUGGUGUCUGUGUUGAGGCUGCUGCUCAGUGAUCUGCGCAUUAAUGAGGUGGUGCUACUGAUGAGGGAGAACUUGUAUAUGGAUGGCGAGUUUGACUUGAGCUCGACAACCUGGUACUACACGUACUCGUUAAUGAUACUAUUGGAGACUGGCUACUGCGUCGAGUCGUACCAGGAAUGCGAAAGGUUCUACAUGCAGCACGGAGACACCAUCCUGGCGUUCAAGAGUAAGGACGCCGCGUGGGACUACUUUGGUUGUAUGUGGCUUAUAACUGUCAGAGUAUGCGCGUGGGAGACGUCAGUUUUAUGGGAAAAGAAAGUAAAAGAAAUGAUGUCCACCGAUAAUAAACAAAUUGAAUACAAGAUUCAUCUGCAAUUAAUUUUGUUGGAGGGAUGGCUUAUAAUGUUAGUAAGAGAGAUUGAUGCAAUGAACGAGAGCCAGAUUACAAUUAUUAAAGAAACAAUUAAGAAUAUGUUCGAUAUGUUGAGCAAGUCUUGUCGGAGAACACCAAUAUAUCAACCAAGAUAUUUUCUUCUCCUGGCCUACUUUAAUUGCAUACGAGGCAACAAGUAUCGUGCCCGUAGCUAUUUGGAAAAGACGUUUGAACUUGCAAAGGAACUAGCUGAAGGAACAAUAUUAAUCUGGGCGGAGCAUACGCGGCAGCACUGGUCGGGUACACUGGACCCAGAGCUUGAAGACUAUUGGGUAGAGCAUAUCGAGCCGGACAACCUCUUGGACUACAGAAAUUUCAACAAGAACGUGGGAUUUGUACCAUUUACUCUACCUUUACCAAAAGCGUUAUUAAGAUAGUACUUCGAUUUAAGUAGUAACUUUUAUUUUAGUUCCAAC
Cydia amplana is the source of this 4686-nucleotide messenger RNA. RefSeq names its product adenylate cyclase type 10-like. Bases 97 to 4647 code for a protein of 1516 amino acids. Gene Ontology annotation, biological process: intracellular signal transduction; cyclic nucleotide biosynthetic process. The record is from RefSeq and is a predicted model, not a curated record. Lineage: Eukaryota; Metazoa; Arthropoda; Insecta; Lepidoptera; Tortricidae. The transcript has 33 exons. Gene Ontology annotation, molecular function: adenylate cyclase activity. Gene Ontology annotation, cellular component: cytoplasm.